This is a messenger RNA of Chanos chanos (milkfish), 12893 nucleotides long. It is a transcript of the gene pkhd1l1.1, whose product is annotated as PKHD1 like 1, tandem duplicate 1. Lineage: Eukaryota; Metazoa; Chordata; Actinopteri; Gonorynchiformes; Chanidae. The transcript has 77 exons. The record is from RefSeq and is a predicted model, not a curated record. The coding region runs from base 1 to 12864 and encodes 4287 amino acids.
AUGAAAUGUCACGGAUCUCGAAUCGCCGGUGGUGCUAUCGCCGUUUGCGGCUAUAUUUUGCUUUGGAAUCUCCCCAGGUUGAACGGGGUCUGGAGGGCCUGGCUGGAGGGCCUGGUGCUGGAGGGCCUGGUGCUGGAGGGCCUGGCUGGAGGGCCUGGUGCUGGAGGGCCUGGCUGGAGGGCCUGGUGCUGGAGGGGCUGGUGCUGGAGGGGCUGGCUGGAGGGCCUGGUGCUGGAGGGCCUGGUGCUGGAAAUCACACCAAAAGGAAGAGACGCUCAGCGAGUGACAAAAGUGACACCUAAAAUCGGUAGUGUCAAUGGAGCAACACGACUCACCAUAGAGGGAGAAGGUUUCGCCCAAGAAAGCCAGUUCAGUCUCAAUGCAGACAAUGCUGACUUUGGAAACAGUGUGGUGCUGGUCUCAAGUACAAGAUCUAUCCCUUGCGACGUGGAGAGAGACUCCACUCACAGCAAUCAGAUCAUGUGUUACACAAGACCAUUACCGCAGGAUGACUAUCUUGUCCGUGUCAGCGUUGAUGGUGUGCCCAUUCCCGAAAGUAACAUUUGUAAUGGAGACUUCCGGCCUUACUGGUGUAGCUUCUAUCCAAGAUGGUACAGAACACCCACUAUCCAAAGUAUCAGUCCGGUCACUGGCCUUCCAGGUACCUUGGUCACUCUGCGUGGAAGAAUCUACACUGAUGUCUAUGGCAGCAAUACUGCACAAAGUUCCAAUGGUUUGGAUGUGCGAUUUCUAAGAGCUUAUAUGGGCGGUAUGCCAUGUGAACUCCUGAAGCCAGAAUCAGAUGAACUGUAUGGCUUAACUUUGGACACUGAAACCAGUCACUGGGGAUACAUGAGUUGCAAAAUGACUGGAACCUAUGUAGGUCAUCACAACUUGAGUUACAUCCUUGACAAUGAUUACGGAAGGAGUUUACCAGAUUUCAGCAAUUACUAUGUCUCAUCUUUGAACAAGCUGGCAAUGUUUCAAACUUAUGCAGAGGUAACUGGAAUUUCCCCCUCUGAGGGUAGUGUACUGGGAGGAACGUUGCUGACCAUUCAUGGUCACUACUUUGACGAAACAGAUCAACCUGCACGGGUCCUGGUGGGAGGUAGAGAAUGUGAAAUACAAAGUCUGUCUGAUGAGAGGAUAAUCUGCAGGACACCGCAGUACGAAUGGCGCAACACGACAGUGUUUCCAGGUGGACGGGGUGUGAAAAUGGAAAUGUGGAAUGAUAGUCGUCCAAGUAGCCUAGAGGACGUGCUGACCUAUAAUGCUAGCUGGCCAGGUUACUCAGUUCACUGGCUGGACUCCUUGUCCUAUGUUUGGCCUCGGGACAUAGAAUAUUUCACCGCUCGAUUAAGUGGUUUCUUUGUCCCCGUGGAGACAGACAAUUACUACAUCUACAUCAAGGCGGAUGACAGAUUUCAGCUUUACUUCAGUCAAACUGGUAACCCAAAAGAUAAGGUGAAAAUUGCUGGUCUGCAUCACUGGACCAAUAGCUACUUCACCAAUCCUUCGCAGAGGUCUGAAAGCAUGCAUCUGGAGGCAGGGAAACCGUAUUAUGUUGAGGUCAUCAUGCAGGAGUAUACUGUUGUAGCCUCUGUGGAUGUGGGGUUCUUGAAGGAGAAAAGCGCCUUCACCUCCCAACAAACUGCAGAUGCUGUGGAUGAGAAGCAGGCUAUUACAGUCAGAUAUGAUGUGCUGGAAGAGAAACAGGUCGUGCAUUUUGGGGGCUGGAGCCCUGACAGAGGCGUCCAAGAAGUUCAGACCGUGACAGUGAGCAGUGGCUGUUUUGCUCAGGGCAGCUGUGACUACACAGUUUACAGCCUGGGAUACGGAGCCCAAAAAACAGGGCCAAUCCCUGUCAGUGCAUCUGCUGAGCAGGUGGCGAACGCUCUAAAUGACCUGUGGUCAAUAAAACCCGAUAGAGUUCAGGUCACAAAGCAGGACCUUGGGACAGAGGCUCAGUACACAGUGACUUUCAAUUCUCCCAGAGGUGAUUUUGAGGACUUGUGGUACUGGACCAUGGGAGCAGACCUUAAUAUCUCAAUCACAGAGGAGACCAAAGGCAGAGCCACCAUGGAAACUUUUACUUUGCUAUGGGGUGGAGUCCCAUCAAAUCCACUGGCAUUUAAUGCCUCUGAGGAAGAGGUGCAGUCUGCACUGGAGGAUAUGCUGUCAGCAACAUGCCCUCUCGACAUCUUGAGCAUGGAAAACUCUGAAGUAAAAUAUUUCAGAGACUAUGAGGAUGAAAACACAGGGUUUUCGGGUGACAUGAACAGAAGAGGGAUGAGAGUGAUGGACGCAGAGCCUUUCUGUGGCCGCUGGUCUCUGAUGAACCCGGAGAUUCUUUUCCAAUCUGACGACACCAAAGAGUCUGGUGGUACCUACCAACCAAUCUCACUCCAGCAAUAUGACAAACUCUGCUUUGCAUACAAAGGACAUCUGAGGGAUGAGCUCGGGGUCAAAUUUGAUUACCGUAACAGCCAGGGAGACAGACAAGAGGCGACAGCUCAAAUCACGGUGCUCUUCAGUGCUGAGUCUGAGUGGGGCUACUUAUGUGUGGAGCUUCUAAGUGAACUGCAGACAGAAUACACAGGAAGUGACUUCAGACUCCUGGAGCUUUACCUGUACAAAGAGACAGAUGAGGAAGAUUUCUAUGUGGAUGCAGUGCACCUGGGGAGAGAAGCCACAGCUUUUGACACAAAUGCUGUUGUCCAGAUGAGGAAACCCCCUGCACUGGCCAGUUCAGGACACAUCAUUGAGGAGCUCACGGUGCACAAACAGGCGGAUGAGUCACAUGUUAGCUAUGAGAUCAGCGUUCUGCCAUACAACUGUGCAUAUGAUUUUCCCCUGUUAGAGAUUGCAUUUCUUGAGCAAAUGCCCAAUGGGACUAGGGACAUGACGACCUUUAGGCAAGGAGCUGCGACUGUGAAUGUUACACGGUCACAGAGUGCAAGCCCACCUCUGUCUGGCACUUUUGAUGUCGAGAUCUUUGGUCGUAGAGUCGAAGGUUUGGAUGUGGACAUAUCAGCGGAGGAUCUGCAGUAUGCUCUGCAGGGCAUCCCAGAGAUGGGCCAGCUGGAGGUGCAGAAAGUUGGAAACUGCCGGAGCCGUCGAUGGGACAUCACAUGGCUCACCAACCCAGGACGCCAGCCUCUCAUUCAGGUCAAUGAUUCAUCAGUGGUUGGCGUUAAUCCCAGUGUAUCAUCCCAUGAGAGGAGACAGGGAGGUUUAUUCAAGCAAAGCAUUAUGGGGGAUUUCCUACGUGUGCCUGAACUCACACCUCAGGUUGAGGUCUUCAUCAAUGGCAUCCCAUCAAAGUGUUCAGGCAACUGUGGAUUUACAUGGAGUGAGUCAAAGACCCCAACAGUGACAGGCAUCUCUCCAACACAAGGAUCCCAUGCCUUGAGCACCAUUCUCACAAUCACAGGAUCUGGCUUUGCCGGAGAAAACGCGACAGUUAUGUUGGGUGAUAUUGAAUGCUCCACUCUGCAGGUUACUGAUACCUCACUUACGUGCGGUGUGGGCCCUAGAAGUGCUGGUGUCUACCCAGUGUCUGUUAACUUCUUUAGACUUGGAUAUGCCCGCUACCCAGAGGGAAGCAUCUUCAAUUUCACCUACCAGAUGGGAGUGACAUCCAUCGCCCCAGCAUCAGGCAGUGUCACAGGAGGAACCAUUUUAACCGUGUCAGGUUAUGGUUUUAGCCGUGAAACUGAGGUCAUCAUUGGAAAUGAGACGUGUGACAUCAUUACUGUAAAUCUAAAUGAGCUGAGAUGCAGGGUUGCCCCAGGGACAGUGGGACCACAGACAGUGACACUGAGGAAAGGGGAAAUGACAUCCUCUGCGGGGGACACUUUCACUUAUGAUGACAGUCUGACUGCCUGGAUCAUGGGUGUGAGCCCACAGACAACAGUUGUGUUUGAACAAAGAGUUCUCAUGGUCACGGGCACGAACUUCGGAAAUGAGGCUAAUGACAGCUCGUUGCUCAUCGGCCACAGAGAAUGUGAAGUCAUACAGUGGUCAGAUAACAACAUCACUUGCCUACUGCCCAUUCUGCCUGCUGCCAUUUAUGAUGUUCAUGUGCAAGUGGGAAACAGGGGCUACCCAAAAAUCAGUGAAGGUGUGAAUGCUACCAUUGAAUACAUUCUGGAGGUCACCAGCCUCACACCUCUCCAGGGAUCUCUGUUUGGAGGUACUAAAGUGACUGUAAGUGGCUCUGGAUUCAGCCCAAAUGUGUCUGACUACAGAGUCUCCAUGGGAGGUAGACACUGUGAGGUGAUCUCUGCAUCAGAGCAUCAGCUAGAGUGCAUUACCCAGACAGGAGAGCAGACCAUUACUGUGACAAACCAGGGCUCCCACCCCGAGUAUGGUGAAGGUUAUGCGUGGAGCCCUUCAGCUGUGCUGGUUUCAGUAGGAGAUACUGUGAUCUGGCAAUGGGAAGCACCUGAAUUCAUUCAGGGACUGGGCUACAGGGUUUUCAGUGUGUCCACUCCUAGCAGUACAGUACAUGAUGGAGUGGCUUUCAGCAGUGGAGACACCAAAACCCCAACAGGGCGUUUCAGUUAUCAAUUCACAGUCCCAGGGGUGUAUUACUACAGCAGUGGUUUCAUUGAUGAAGCCAACCAAAGGGUCUUGCAAGGGGUGGUGAACGUCCGGGCUGUGGAUCAGAGGAGCAGUGGACUGGAUGUCAGUGUGAGGGGCAUACAGGCCUUGCACAAGCAAGUACGAGUGAGCAGGUCAUUAUUGGAUUGUGUCAGCUCUUCCCCUGAUUGCCCCCACAACCUCCAGUCCAACUGGAGUUCAAACGGCCUGUCCUUCAGCUUCGCAGACUGUGCCAGCCCUAUGGUCCACUCCAUCUCCCCCAACAGUGGUACGGCCCAUGACGUCAUCCACAUCGGGGGUAUGGGCUUCAGCAACCAGAGCUGUGCCAAUGAGGUCACAGUUGGCAAUUACCCAUGUCAGGUGAUUAAUAGUUCUUCAACUGAGAUUAACUGUAUGCUCAGCAGAGACAGUGGGGCCCCUGUUGGCAUCGCCCUGCCUGUCACUGUCCGAGUCAACAACAUUGGCACCGCUAUCACAGCUGUGCUGAACGAGUAUGGCAGACGCUUCGUAGUCUUACCUGUAGUCGAUUCCAUCACCCCUGCAGUUGGCAGCACAAAUGGCCACACUAGAUUAUUCAUCUCAGGCUCCGGUUUUUCAAAUGGUCAAGUUACUGUGGCGUCCGUCCUAUGUACCUUGGUAUCUGUUAACUACACUCAAAUAGUCUGUGAUACAUCUCCAUCCUGGGCUCACCGUGGGAAUGUAGUCGUCCAUGUUAACACGAUAGCCUCCUCUUGCCAUGGUGACUGCUCCUUUGAAUACUCUUCCUCUGUGGCGCCCACCAUCUCCAGCAUCCACCCAGACAUUGUGAAUGGAAACUCCACCAGUGUAACAAUCAAUGGCAUGGGAUUUGGUGACCGUGUGGAGGAUGUGGUUGCCUAUGCAGACACCAUCAGGCUGGAGGUGACUGAGGUGACCAACACCAGCGUUACUGUGAUUGUGAAUGCUCUGCCCGCUGGUGCCCACAUCCUGAAGGUGAUUGUCAGGAGCAUUGGUUUAGCCAAUGGCCAGGUUACACUGUACAGCAUGCCUCUGGCCAACUUGAACCCUACCUCGGGCAGCAUAGCAGGAGGAACCCCUCUCAUGAUCACUGGAAAUGGAUUUGCACCAGGAAACACCACUGUGAUGGUCGGAGGAGCUCCCUGCAGGAUUGUGGAGAUCACACCAAGCAUGGUGCACUGUUUGACUCCACCUCAUGAUGAGGGGCUUGUGGAUGUCAACAUACAAGUGCUUGGUGUGGAGUAUCCACCACUGAAUUUCACCUACUCUCAGUCAGACACUCCGCAGAUUACCACUGUGAGCCCUGGAACAGGUCCAAGUGGUACUGUGAUUACGGUGACUGGCUCAGGCUUUGGCACCGACCCUCAGCUCAUCUCUAUUCAGAUAGACAGCGUGCCAUGCAACGUGUCUGCUGUCACAGACACUCAGCUCCACUGCACUGUGGGAGAACAUGCAGGAGGGACCUAUCCAGUCAUGCUCCAACACAGGCUCAAAGGAUAUGCCCAAACCCAGGCUGUCUUCAACUAUGAGCUUCGGCUUACUGCAGUUGUGCCCAGUGAAGGAGGCCUUGGUGGAGGAGCUAUUGUGGCAGUUCAAGGCUCUGGCUUUGAUCCACAAUUCUCCCGAGUGUUUAUUUGUGAUAGAGAAUGUGAGGUACAAAGGCAAAUGUCUAUAUCUACCCGUCUGUACUGCCGGGUCCCGCUCAACAAUGGAAGUGAAGCAGAUCAGACAUGCACAGUGGCAGUGAUGAAUGGAAAUGCAUCUGUGAGCAUAGCCAAUGGGUACACAUACAGAUCUGCACUGACUCCAGUAAUAACAGAAGUGUCACCUCGCAGAGGAGGGACAGCUGGAGGCACAACACUCACAAUCACAGGCUCAAAUUUCAGUACAAACACCAGUGAGGUUACUGUAACGAUCGCAGGGUCUGUCUGCGAUGUACUCACAGCAAACGAAACACACAUCAUUUGUGUGACCAAUGCUCAGCCUAGGUCUCAGGAAACCAAAGUCCGUGUCCAGCUUGGAGACAGAGGAAUUGCACUGAUGGACAAUGCCGAUUUCUUCUAUAUUGAUGUGUGGUCUUCUCGAUACACAUGGGGUGGACUGUCACCUCCUGAGGAGGGGACCUUUGCAGUCAUCACCCAUGGACAGACCAUCCUCUUGGACACCAGCACUCCAGUUCUGAAAAUGCUUCUUAUCCAAGGUGGGAAAUUGAUUUUUGAUGAGGCAGAUAUAGAACUUCAAGCAGAGAACAUCCUGAUAACAGAUGGUGGAGUUCUGCAGAUUGGAACUGAAGAGGAACCAUUCCAGCACAAAGCAAUCAUUACACUCCAUGGAUUCUUGCGUUCUCCAGAAAUUCCUGUGUAUGGAGCCAAGACCCUGGCUGUUAGAGAGGGAGUUCUGGAUCUACAUGGUAUUCCUGUCCCAAUGCCCUGGACCCGCCUUGCCCAGACUGCCAGCAGCGGAUCUGAUACCCUGACCCUCAUACACACUGUCACAUGGAAACCAGGGGAUGAGAUUGUGAUUGCCUCCACGGGACACAGGCACAGUCAGAGAGAGAAUGAGGUGAGGAGAAUAGCCUCUGUAUCAGAUGAUGGGCGAACCCUCACUCUGACUGCACCUCUAAACUACACCCAUCUGGGAGUGUCAGUCACCCUGGCUGACGGCACUGUGUUCGAAGCCCGGGCUGAGGUAGGCGUCCUCACCAGGAACAUUGUGAUCCGUGGAUCCAACAAUCAAGAGUGGAAUGAUCAAAUUGAGGCCUGUCCUGCUGGAUUUAACACAGGGGAGUUCACCACCCAGACCUGUUUCCAGGGGAGAUUUGGAGAGGAAACAGGAAGUGAUCAGUUUGGUGGCUGUAUCAUGUUCCAUGCUCCUAGACCCAGUGAGAACUUGGCCAUUGGCAGAAUCGAAUAUGUUGAGGUCUUCAAUGCUGGGCAGGCUUUCAGGCUGGGUCGAUAUCCCAUCCACUGGCAUUUGAUGGGUGACGUUCAGUUUAAGUCAUAUGUUCGAGGCUGCGCCAUCCACCAGACCUACAACCGAGCUGUCACCAUCCACAACACCCACAACCUGCUGGUGGAGAGAAACGUCAUCUAUGACAUUAUGGGUGGCGCCUUUUUCAUUGAGGAUGGAAUUGAGACAGGCAAUGUCUUGCAGUACAACUUGGCUGUGUUUGUCAAGCAGAGCACAAGCCUUCUGAAUGAUGAUGUUACCCCAGCUGCUUACUGGGUCACAAAUCCAAACAACAUCAUCCGGCACAAUGCCGCUGCUGGUGGCACUCACUUUGGUUUCUGGUACCGCAUGCAUGACCAUCCAGAUGGCCCAUCCUAUGACCCAAAUAUCUGCCAAAAGAAGGUACCCCUAGGUGAGUUCUCCAACAACACAGUGCACUCGCAGGGAUGGUUUGGCCUGUGGAUAUUCCAAGAGUACUUUCCAGUGCGAGAAGGCCGCUGCAAUUCCAGGAGACCCGAGCCAGCCAUCUUCCGCACCCUCACGACCUGGAACUGUGAAAAAGGAGCUGAAUGGGUGAAUGUGGGAGCGGUCCAGUUCAGCAACUUCUUGAUGGUCAACAAUGAGAAAGCAGGUAUUGAGGCCAAGCGGAUUCUGCAACAAUAUGUGAGUGGAUGGGGAGAAGAAGGAGGAGCAGCGGUUAUAAACAGUACCAUUGUUGGUCACGUGGAUGAGCUGGGUCUGGGUGAAGACUACUGCUCCACUCGAGGAGUCAUUCUCCCCUUGGAUGAUGGCAUGAGUGUCCUCAACACUAAGUUUGUUAGCUUUGACCGAGAUUCCUGUGCAGCCAUCGGAGUGGCUGCAAUUGACGGUACUUGUGUAGACCGCUGUGGAGGCUGGAGUGCUAAGUUCAGUGGGAUCCAGUACUACCAGGCACCCAAUAAGGCGGGCUUCAGAUGGGAGCAUGAGGUAGCGCUGAUAGAUAGCGACGGCUCCCUCACAGGCAAUGUCGACCACAAGGUGGUGCCACUGAGUAAUCUGCUCGACCCAGCACACUGUUCAGAGAGCUCUGAAUGGAGUGUGGGCUUUUCAGGGGCAGUGUGUGAUGAUACUGUCAGCUUCCAUCGCCUGGCCUUCAACCAGCCCUCUCCUUCCUCACUGGAGUCCAAUGACGUCAUUCUCACCAAUUCAUAUGGAUCAAGCGUGGUUCCAUAUCUUAAGAAAAGGAUGACCCAUAAAUUUGGUUGGAUGGCUUUGCUUCCAUCUGGUAAAACAUUCAACUGGUACUUUGAUAAUGCGGCCCAAAUCACCAACAUCUCAUACCAAGCAACAUUCUACGGCUUCAGGCAACAAGACUAUGUGAUCAUAAAUCACAAUUUGACGCAGAGUCCAGACAGGUUCCACAUUGUGGACAACAGAAAUGGCUCCUCUCUGCCCCUCAAUGGCAGUUCGAAUCUAAAUGGUGACUGGUUCUUUGACGAAUCCUCCAACAACCUCUACUAUAUAGUGUCUGGAAGAGAGCAUGCUCGCAGACGGAGGUCCAGUGUUGACCGGAGCACAGCGGACAGAUCUGUGUCCUUCAGUGUGUAUCGAUGCUUCUUCUCCGACUGCCUCCCCCCACCCCCAGCAACACUUCCAACUACACCCACCAACAGACCAGCUGACUUCAUCGCUUGGUCUAAUGCGUCAUUCUGGAGGUCCUCCCCUGAAAACAACUUUACUGUGCCAGCAGAGGGAGCCGACGUGGUAAUUCCAAUAGGGAAAUGGGUGGUUCUAGACAGCAGCAUUCCACCUCUGAACAAACUCACUGUGCAAGGAGUAUUGGAGAUUCCAGACCCCACAAGCGCAACUUCAACACGCACCGCCCGUAGCGCUCCCCAAAACAACACUGUUGUUCUGGAGGCCACGUAUAUCUCCAUACAGGGUGGCCGUUUAAUAGCCGGGUGGCCUGAUGAACCCUUCAGAGGUCAACUGCACAUUAUACUGCGAGGGAACCACUUCACUCCAGACUGGCCUCUGCCUAAUGGACCCAACCAGGGCUCUAAGGUCCUAGGUGUUUUUGGCACGUUGGAUCUGUAUGGAAUGCCACACAAUGUGUACCACACCAAACUGGCCAGCACUGCUAACGCAGGCACCAACACCCUGUCCCUACAGCACUCUGUUGACUGGCAGGUGGGUGAUGAUGUAGUUCUCUCCACCACGAGCUAUGACCCCUGGCAGACAGAAACCCGCAGGAUCACAGCAGUGUCGGCAGAUGGACGCACACUGACCCUGAACCAGUCCCUCUCUUACACUCACAUUGGAGAAAGCUUCAGUGUGUCAGGCACCUCAAAGAGCUACAGACUGGCUGCAGAUGUUGGUCUUCUGAGCAGGAACAUCAAGAUCAUUGGGCAGGGCUAUCCAGGCCUAUACAGUGAGUCAUUUGGAGCUCGAGUAUUGGUUGGCAGCUUCUACCAUGGAGGGAUCACAUAUAGAGGCAAAGCACAGAUAAGAGAUGUUGAGUUUUACCACACCGGACAGGAAGGAUGGUCGGACUACACCGACCCACGCUACUCUGUGGCUUUCCUCAACCUGGGAGAGGUAGUUGAAAAUGAAUCUUACAUCAAGGGAUGUGCUUUCCACAAUGGCUUCGCACCUGCCAUUGGUGUCUUUGGAACAGAUGGACUGAGUGUGGAUGACAAUAUCAUCUUUUUCACCGUUGGAGAGGGAAUCAGAGUAUGGGGCAAUAACAAUGUGAUACGGAGGAACCUGGUUACCAUGACGCUGUGGCCAGGCUCUUACCAGGACAGAGAGGAACACUUCAACUUUGACUGGAAUGCUGCUAUAGAGGUGAACGAGGGAGGAAACGUUGUCCUUCAGGGGAACAUAGUUGCCGGUUAUGAGAGAGUCGGCUUCCGCAUUGAUGGAGAACCAUGCUCAGACACAAGGAACCCCAUGGAAAUGUGGCAGCAGAAUGAAGCUCAUGGUGGUCUGUAUGGAGUUUACCUAAACAGGGAUGGUCUGGCAGGUUGCACUCAUAUCCAGGGCUUCAAUGUUUGGCGAUCCUAUGAUUUUGGCAUUUAUUUCCAGGUGGCCAUGAGUGUGAAAAUCUCUAAUGUGACCCUGGUAGAGAAUGGAAUGGGUGUCAUGCCAUACAUUUUUGCCCCUCCCUCAGUCUCACAUGAGUUCUCAAACAAAACUGUGCACAUUCAGAAUGCUUUGAUUGUGGGUAGCAGCCCUAGCUACAACUGUUCUGACACUGUGCCCAUGACAGAUGCCAACAUUGUCCUCAGUCAAUCCCACAGGGCACCCCGGCCUGAGAAUGGUGGCCGAACCGGAAUCUGCUGGCCAACCUUUGAGUCAAGUCAUAACAGUGCCCCUUCAAAGCCCCAUGCUGGACUCAUGAGCUACAACGCAAUCAGUGGUCUCCUUACAGUCACUGAUACCACUUUUGUUGGAUUCAAAAGUGUCUGCUCAGAUGAAAUGAAUUACAUGUUCUUCACCAAUCCUAAAAAUGAGGACUUACAGCAUCCAGUGAAUGUUGAACAGAUAACCAUGGUAGACAGCACAGAGGAAGCCAAAGUGUUCAUUCAUCGACCAGAUGUGAGACUGGCCAACCCCUCUGACUGUGUGGACAUGACCUGUGAUGCAAAGAGGAAGACCUUGUUGAAAGACCUGGAUGGCAGUUUCCUGGGGGCGUUGGGAGCAGUGUUGCCCCAGUCAGAGUUUGAGUGGAAUGGGGACAGCAGAUAUGGCCUGGGUGACUACAGAAUCCCUAAAGUCAUGCUCACCUAUGUCAAUGGAAGCCGGAUCCCCGUCAACCAAAUUGCUCCAUAUAAAGGUGUGAUUCGUAAUUCCGACUGUACCUACAUGAGUAGCUGGCAGGGAUACAAGUGCCUUGGGCUGAACUACAGGAUGCUAGUGAUUGAAAGUCUGGAUUCUGACACAGAGACAAGACGUCUCUCGCCUGUAGCCAUCCUGGGAGACCAUUAUGUUGACCUAAUUAACGGCCCUCAGGACCAUGGCUGGUGUGCUGGGUAUACUUGCCAAAAGAGAGUGUCUCUGUUUCACAGCAUUGUGGCCACCAAUAAGUCUUUUGACAUUUAUUUCAGCAGCACAACACCUCAGAAACUUCGACUGAUGAUGCUCAAUGCCCAGCCCACAGAGGCUGUACGGGUGGCUGUGUUUUAUUCUAAUCCUCAACGAUUAGAUGUCUACGUCAACAAUCGUCUGAUAGCUCCAACUAAUGCUAUUUGGAAUGCUGAUAACACUGACUACACACUUCAACAGCCGUCAUAUUCAGGGCAAUUUGUACCAAGUCUGGAGUCUGGCGUGCAUGGAUCUAACUUCUUUGAUCCCGACAAUAAAAUGAUGCACAUCCUUUUGCGUGGCUCAGAGCCAGUGCAGAUCCGCACAUCCCCUGUCCUCUUUAUUGCCUUUAACCUCCCUGCCAUGACAGAGGAUGAGUUCUUUGGUGAUAACUUGGUGAACAACCUGGCCACAUUCCUCAAGGUGCCAGCCAACAUGAUCCGCAUCACUAACGUAGUGCGCGAGGGUAGUAGCGCCAGACGAAGACGCUCGACAGGCCUCACAAUAGAGGUUGAGAUCCAACAGCCACCAGUGCAAGAAACAAGCAACAACAGCACCAGCGAAGAGGAAGAGUUUUCUCUCCUGAAGAAUAUUGCAAAUAAUUUGGGCCAGGCUGCUGUCUCGGGAAAUCUAAGCCGGUCCAUUGGAUUCAAUGUAUCGUCAAUCGGUGUCAUCCCUCCUCCUCCUCCUUCCAGCGACCCGGCCUGGAAUGAGGUGGCAACUCAAGAGGUGACACGUGAAGAGCCUACUGUGGAGGUAGUGGCCACGGUCUCUGCACUGCAAAUGGUCGUGGAGCCAGUAUCAGGGAUGUACCCAGGACUGCUCAGCCAGCAGCCAAGCAUCAUGGCUAUGGACCAGGAGGGUAACUGUGUGUCAGUGGGGGUCACAACUCUUACAAUUACAGCCGCUCUCAAAGACGCCAGGGGCGUUGCAGUAGAGGGGUUGUAUGGAAACACAACCAUCGCUUUCCGUAGCUGCUGGGCCAACUACACAGAUUUGGCCAUCUACUCAAUUGGAGAGAACCUGACUCUGGCGUUCACUCUAAAUGAAUGGAGGACUGAGUCUGGGUCCUUUACAGUCAGAGCUGUCCCAACCACAACACCAACAACCACCACACUCAGCACCACCACAGAGGAUGACGACGAUGAAUUCCCAAGCAUCUUUGACUCCAGUCCAGCCACAUCGCCUGGUUCUGUCUAUCUACUCACCCUAAUUUAUGCCCUAGUUCUCCUUUACAGGAGCCUGUAAGCAAGCAGAAGAGGAAACUUGACAAUAUG